CCAGAAAACACUAUAGAAGAAGAACUCUGCAUUUCUGCCCUGCCUCACCCUGCGGAUGAAAGUUGUUCUCUUUUGUGGCGUCUCGGUACAAAGACAUCAUUUUCAUCCAUCCAUGGGAGGACAACCUUCAAUACCAUCUCCGCCUCCCCCAGCUCCUCCACCUUCAACACUUUUUGCUUAUCCUUGGAUGAACGUUUCCUGGGGAGACCUUGACAGAGAUCUGCAUUAUGUGGAGAAUUUUCGACCAGUAAAUGACCAAGUCAGACACAUCAGAGUUCUGCUGUAUGGACCGGUCGGUGCUGGGAAGUCCAGCUUCAUCACCUCUGUCAGUAAUGCUUUGCGAAGGAGAGUGACCUGUGAAGCUCUGGCUAGUGCUGCUAACARUUYAGGGCAAAGUUUUUCCAAGAAGUAUUUAGCUCAUAGGAUCCGGAAAGGAGGCAACGGAAACCAUUACUGUCUUGUGCUCAAUGACACCAUGGGCCUGGAGGAAGGAUAUGGAAGAGGAAUCCACACACACGACAUCAAGCUGGCUAUGAUGGGGCACGUAAAGGAGGGAUACAAGUUCAAUCCUGUGGCUCCACUGUCUMAUGGGGAUCCUGACUACAACUCGUCUCCAUCUCUAAACGACAGAGUCAAUGUUAUGGUUUGUGUUCAUAAUGCAAAUGCACCAGAAAUGAAGUCCUCCAUUUUACGGAAACUGAGGGACAUCGGAGAAGCUGCCAGUCGUAAGGGUGAGAAUCAAACCAUAACCUGAAAAAAAAGUAUAAAUUAACAAAACAGAAGUAUGUUUAUUUUUUUAUAACUAAGAAAAAAGAACUUUGCUGGAAAAGAAAUGUCUAAAUUGAUCCAUAUUAAGCUUAACUUAGAUUGUCAUAGAAAGUGGGAUUCAGUUCAGUAAUUCAGUGCAAAAGUGAAGUUGAUAUCACACAGAUUCAUAUAGAAUAACUCACACAGAGACGUUUUAGGUGAAUCCACCGGAGUUUUUUUUGUCAUUUAUUCUGUUCAACCACAUGGAUUUGGUGUCUUUGGAGACCAGAAACUGUCACUUUUUAAACCAGGUUCCAGAGUUUUAAAAA
Molecule: messenger RNA, 1076 nt
Organism: Poecilia reticulata (guppy)
Lineage: Eukaryota; Metazoa; Chordata; Actinopteri; Cyprinodontiformes; Poeciliidae
Source: RefSeq, a predicted model, not a curated record